CCUCGCUCUUUGCCUUGGCGUUCGCUCUCUGCCCUCUCGUGAAGAUGGCUUCGCGCGCGGGACCUCGAGCCGCGGGAACCGACGGCAGCGACUUCCGGCACCGGGAGCGCGUGGCCGAGCAUUACCAAAUGAGCGUAUCUCUCAAGUCUGAGAUUAAGAAGUUGAUCUACAUGCAGGUGGCAUUGUGGCUCUUGGUGGCAGCACAAAUGUGUGUAGCUCACUUCAAACUUCUACCCCAUGACAAGGUGGCCAUGCCUUACCAGUGGGAGUACCCAUACUUGCUCAGUAUCAUCCCCUCACUCUUUGGCCUCUUCUCCUUUCCCCGAAACAACAUCAGCUACCUGGUGAUUUCCAUGAUCAGCACUGGCCUCUUCUCGGUGGCGCCUCUCAUCUACGGCAGCAUGGAGAUGUUCCCGAUGGCUCAGCAGCUCUACCGCCAUGGCAAAGCCUACCGCUUCAUCUUUGGUUUCUCUGCUGUCUCUGUCAUGUAUUUGUUGGUAGUGGUGGCAGUGCAAGUUCACGGCUGGCAACUUUAUUACAGCAAAAAGCUAUUGGACUCCUGGUUUACCAGCACUCAGGAGAAAAAGAAGAAGUGAACAAGGGGUUGGGAGUUGCAUGCAUCAACACUCUCUUGGAUCGAGGGGUGGGAAAGAGGGAGAGACCUCCUUAAGGAGAGGUAGAUGGUGCUCUUGGGUUUCUUUCUCAUCCUUACUGAGCAAAUGGGAGAUCCAGGGGUUCCAGCUGAGCUGAAUGAACACUGAACCACGUUUGGUUGUUUUCCAGCUUGUGUGGCCUAAGACUGGGAGUUGUAGGCUUGGGCAGUCCUGUCUUGGAAGGGAUUUAGGGAACCCUCCUUCCAAAGGACAGGCAACUGAUACCCUUUAGAGAGAUGCUUUCCUCACUUGGCUUAGGCAGAGGAGACUCGCUGGAGUCUCCUGAUGGUUUGAGCAAACCAAUAUUGAGCUAUGCCACAUGCACUUUAGAAGAUUCACACUUUGCACCAUCUUGAAUUACACUGUGAACAAUUGGAUCCUAGUAGGAAUAGGAAAGCAGCACACAACAAGGCCAGGACCCCCUCCCUCCCUCCCAUCCAUCCAUCCAUCCAUCCAUCCAUCCAUCCAUCCAUCCAUCCUAGAACUCCCACUCCAGAAUGUUAUAGGGCCCAACCCUGUCAAGAGAUGUUUGUUGUGUGUGGUCAUGCUCCCAGGAGUAGCUCCUUUUCCUUACCCUGGUGGUAAGGGCUCCCCCCCCCUUUUUACUCUUUCUCCAGCUGUACCAACAGGGGACUGGUACAUGCCAAGUGCUGAAACUCGCUUUGCUGGACAGCCCCUCUGAGCUUGAUUUGCUUCCUUACCCCAUAGCCCAUCCACCCUUUUGGAGUCCAUCCUCAUUCCAGGGUCUGUCUGCCUUUUCUACAAGCUGUCUAGGUGUUCCAGGAAUGGCUGCUGGCCAUCUCUGCUCUCAUGCUUGUGAACCAAAUAAAGUGCUAUCUUAAA
Messenger RNA from Python bivittatus (Burmese python), 1496 nucleotides. It is a transcript of the gene JAGN1, whose product is annotated as jagunal vesicle mediated transporter 1. NCBI's taxonomy places the organism in Eukaryota, Metazoa, Chordata, Lepidosauria, Squamata, Pythonidae. The record is from RefSeq and is a predicted model, not a curated record. Gene Ontology annotation, biological process: granulocyte colony-stimulating factor signaling pathway; endoplasmic reticulum organization; vesicle-mediated transport. Gene Ontology annotation, cellular component: endoplasmic reticulum membrane.